This is a messenger RNA of Hemicordylus capensis (graceful crag lizard), 3618 nucleotides long. RefSeq names its product TNF receptor superfamily member 6b (gene TNFRSF6B). Lineage: Eukaryota; Metazoa; Chordata; Lepidosauria; Squamata; Cordylidae. The record is from RefSeq and is a predicted model, not a curated record. Gene Ontology annotation, molecular function: protein binding. The coding region runs from base 689 to 1600 and encodes 303 amino acids. The transcript is spliced from 6 exons.
GCCGACACGGACCGGCAGUGCUCGCGGGGUUUCAGGCAUGCGCUCCCCAAAGCCAGGCCGAAGAGCUCCCGCCCCCCGCCUGCGGAGGUUUGGCUCUGGCGCUCGCUUCCUUUCCAGCGGGGAGGACUUCUCUGGUCGGAGACGGAGCCCGGACUGAGCCUCAGCCAGGAGCAAGCCGAGGCGGGGGCGCCCAUUUCUCGGGCUCGGAGCCUGCCUGGGGCCCCGCUCCGCACCAAGCGGGCCGGCCGGGGGCGGGUCUCCCACUCCCCCAGCGGCCAUCCAGUGCCCGGCUCAGAGACCCAGCCAGGAGGCAUGUCUCUCCUCCCGCCACGGCACCUUGUGCAAGCUGUCCGGGGCCACCAGCGGCUUGGGGUUCGGGGCAGGGGGACGUCUUCCUUCCCGCAAAUCCCUCCCAGAGAGGAAGCGUGGGCGGGGGUAAUUAUACAUAUACGGGCAAAAUGCCUGGCGUGGCAAGCAGACGCAGCGGCAGAGGCGCAACGCGAGGCCCGCCCCCCACGAGUUGCUUGCUGUUAGCCACGGACACAGUCUUGGGGUCAGCAAAUCCCUAAACAAAGGCAGUGAACACGUCUUCCAUUCCUGAAGAUAAAAUAACGUAGGCUGAGUCCACAGACUAAAUACCUCAUCCAGUCCCAGAGAAUCUGAUCAGAAUCUUAAAACUCUCAGUACUAUGAAAUCCUGCUGCAACCUGCAUCCUUUUAGGAAUCUUUCACAGUGGGUGGUCUGCAGCGUCCUGCUGUUCUUGGGCCUCUCCAGCUCCAAGCCCACCUACCGAUGGCGAGAUCGCCAGACCAACGAGAUCCUUGUGUGCCAGCAGUGCCCACCGGGGACUGCGGUGGCCAAGCACUGCACAAAAAGUACGCCCACCGCUUGCCAGCCGUGUCCCGAGCUCUACUACACGCAGUACUGGAACUACCUCGAGAGGUGCCUCUACUGCAACAACUUCUGCGACCAUCUGGAAGAAGAGGUGCAGCCCUGCAGCGCCACCCACAACCGCGUCUGCCAGUGCAAGCCCGGCUACUACUUUGAGUCGGAUUUUUGUCUGCCCCACACCGAGUGCCCCGCAGGGAAUGGGGUCACUCAGCUUGGCAGCCCGCAUAAGGACACCGAGUGUGCACCAUGUCCUGCUGGGACCUUCUCCGCAUUCAGUUCCAGCACAGAUGUAUGCCAGCCACACCAGAACUGUUCCAUGCAAGGCUUGGAGCUCCUCGUUCCUGGAAACCCAUUCCGUGACACCCUCUGCACUUCUUGCAGCUUCAGUAAAGCCAACAAUCCCGAUGAUGAUUCAAGUGAUGGAUCCGGAUCUGAGGAUUGCCAAGAGGCUGUGAUCAACUUUGUGUCCUACCGAAUCAAAUCCCGGCAAAGGCUGCUGCGAUUGAGGCGUGCCUUCAUCAAGGACGACCCACAGGACUGCAACAGGAGCCACUUGGAGCUCCAGAUGGAACUCCAUGCCUACCUCCUGAAUCUCAAGAACACCGAAGGGAAUGAAUUUGUAAUAAAGAAUCUCAGGGAAGUGCUAAACCACACAAGGUUCGAGCCUAUACGACAUGAAAUCCAGAAGCGUUUCCCCUUGGUUUUAUAAGGCUCAGUAGAUGCCCUUGGACUUGAGCGGUGUUAAUUUCCAGAACAAGCAGGCACAGGUCAGAGAAUGAUGCACAAUGACCUCCACACUCAUCUUUGCUGUUCUUCCCAUCAGCAGACAGGGCUUCCUCUGUCUGGCGUCUCCUGUCAUAUGCAUCAACAAUAAGGGUCACAGUCAAUGUUCCCUCUAACGGGGAUUCCCAGAUGUUGUUGACUACAACUCCUAGAAUCCCCAGCUUCAAAGGCUUUUGCUUGGGGAUUAUAAGAGUUGUAGUCAAAAACAUCUGGGAUUCCCUGUUAGAGGAAACCAUGGUCACAGUUUAGAUGUAGUAAGGACUUUUUAAAUGAAAGGCAAAUGUUUUUAUAUUAUCAUUUUUAAAUUUUGUGUAUUGUUGUUGUUCUGUAUGAAUUUUCAUGGGGGGGGAAGAGGGAUGCACUGUUUUUUAAAUAAUGUAGACAUUUUGUGCAGCAAAACUGUCCUCUGCACCUGUGAAAGGCAGCCCCAGGGCUGUUAUGGAGACGGGGGUGUUGCAAACCUUCUUAAAACAGCACGUGAGAACAGUCCCAUUGUUUCCCCUGAAGGAGGCACGGCAGAAAUGCCCAUGUGCUGUUUGAGGUCACUGUGCAACUUCCUGCCUCCACAACACCAGCGGGGUGGUCUUCCACAUUGCCAGUGGGCCGCUAAAGCCAGUAUUCUGCUGCCCAGCAUGUCAGCCACACUGCUUGUUGAAGCCAACACGGUCAGAGAAGAUAUUUCAGUCACACGACAUUGGUGCGUGGUGGGGAAAACCGAGCUGCCAUCAUCAAAGCUGGGUGUUUCUAUGUCAGGUUCCGGUCAAGCUUUCUUGAGGGUUCCCUUAGCUGCAGCACCUGCACAGAGGUAAGUCUGAGCCAUUUCAUCCCCGACAUUUUUAAUGUCCAGUUCCUCUUCUUUCACAGGGCUUGAGCUCCAGCCAGCCAAGCUCCAAGGGCAGUGAGGGCGGCCCCAGUCCUGCUGUUUGGGGCAAUCAGGGCACAGCAAGUUUUCAGGGGCAGGCGGCUGCUGCUUCUUCUGACAGCCGGCACUUCUGCACUUCUGGUGCAUCCUUCUUGAGGUGGGGGGCUGUAGCUGGGGGCUGUAGCGGCGGCGGAGGGCUCUUAAGCCCCCCCCGCCAAGAAUCAAGGGCGGCCCCCUGCUUAGAGGCUGUGGGUGCGGCCUCCCUCAGCGGCGCCACGGACACGGCAUAAUCAAGCGGCCGCUCCCGGGGGCUGUAGUGGCGGCGGAGGGCUCUUAAGCCCUGCCGCCGGGGAUCCGAGUGCGCCACGCAUCCACAGAACACCCGCAAGAGACACGGACGCAGGUACCUUAGGGUUUUAUUAUAUAGGAUAGACAGUGCAAUGCAGGGUUUUUAGAAGGCUAUUCCCACUCCUGCCUGUCUACUGGGAGCCCCCCCAUCCCACCACAUAUGCCUUCACCCCUCCCCAGCUCCAGCAGAACUCAGUGGGCAAUGCUCACUUCCUUUCUGCGGAGUCAAAAGGGCUGCCCACGUUGUGGUUUGUUUCCAAUGGGAGCUGAGAUUCUCCAGAGGUUUUAAUGCGACUCCCCAGUGCCAUACAGUAUGCUUUUUCUACCGAAUGGCAAUUGCUUUUAAGUGUUUUGAGAGUGGGGGAAGGGAGGCAGAGAAAGGGCUGCCUUUUCUGUCGCUGCUCCUGGCCUGUGGAAUCCACUCCUGGCAGAUAUUUGUAGUUUGGGCUCACUGUCGGCCUUUAAGAGAGCCCUAAAAAAAAAGUAUUUGUUUGGACUUGCCUUCCAAGAUUUUAAAAUUGGUUUUUUAAAAGUAUUUUAAUAUGUUUUUAAAUGGAAAUGGCUCUGAAUGGUUAAAAUUGUCUUUAUGUUGUUUUAAGUAGUGUGUUUUUAAAUGGUGUUUGUUUCAAUGUGUGUGUGUGUUUUUUAAAUUUGUUGUGCACCCCGCAGAGCCUUUGGAUCGGGCGGUCUAGAAAUGCAAUCAAUAAAUAAAAAGGUCUAGAUCCAUGAAAAAA